Messenger RNA from Octopus sinensis (East Asian common octopus), 1194 nucleotides. Its product is annotated as structural maintenance of chromosomes protein 3-like. Gene Ontology annotation, molecular function: double-stranded DNA binding; protein binding; cohesin loader activity. The record is from RefSeq and is a predicted model, not a curated record. Lineage: Eukaryota; Metazoa; Mollusca; Cephalopoda; Octopoda; Octopodidae. Gene Ontology annotation, biological process: mitotic sister chromatid cohesion. Gene Ontology annotation, cellular component: chromosome.
AUGAUUGAUAUUUUGAGUUUUAAUGAAGAGUAUAUGCCUGCAUUUCAAUUGGUGUUUGGUCGAACUUUGAUCUGCCAGAAUUUGGACUCGGCGAUAGAAAUAGCCAAACGAGAAGGAUUUGAUUGCAUAACUCUUGAUGGUUCAAAAGAUUGCCAGUCAACUAGAAUGGCAAUUUCAUCCCUUCGAAGUGAACUUGGGACCGAACUCUCGUCACAAUUGGCUUUAGAUGAUCAAAUUGAGAUUAACAAAAUGAAUAAAAUGAUUCAAGAUGCAUCCAGUGAAAGUAAACAUGUUUUAUCCCAACGAACUGCGGUUGGUUACAAUUUGAAGCUAAUGUCUGUGCAGGCAAAGGAAAAGGAGAUGAGAGAGAAAAUUGAAGUUGUGGCCAAAGAACUUGAUAAAAUUUCCUCGAAGUAUAAGCUUAUUGUAAAGAGAAAAGAGGAAUGUGUUUCAAAGAUUCAAAAAUUAGGAGCUCUUCCGUCUGAAGCAUACGAAAGUAAUCAAAAUCAGAAUCAGCGACAACUCUUUGCUGCAUUGGAGGAAUGUAAUUCCCAGUUGAAGCAAUAUACUCACGUCAACAAAAAGGCUUUGGAUCAAUUUGUCGACUUUACGAGUCAAAGGGAGCAUCUUUUGAACAGAAAAGAAGAUGUGGACAAGUCCUAUCAAGUAAUUAAUUUUUCAACAAUAUUAGCAAUAACCGAUCUCAUUAAUUCUCUCAACAUUCGUAAAUUUGAUGCAAUUAACUACACGUUUCUUCAAGUUUCAGAACAUUUCACUGAAAUUUUCAAACAGUUGGUACCUCAAGGGAAUGCUAUUCUGGUCAUGAAGAAGGGUUCUGAUGUUUUUGACAAUACUCAGGUAUUCAUUGUUGUUUCUUUCUCUGGAAAUUCUGCGGAUAUGCGGGAUAUGCAUCAAUUGAGUGGAGGACAAAAGUCUUUAGUUGCUCUGACGUUUAUUUUUGCAAUUCAAAAAUGUGACCCUGCCCCAUUUUACUUGUUUGAUGAGAUUGACCAGGCUUUGGAUCCUCAACACAGAAAAGCAGUAUCGGGUUCUUCUGAGUUUAUGUUAUUUUCAGAAAUGAUUGAGAAGCUUUCUGAGAACGCGCAGUUUAUAACAACAACAUUUAGACCUGAAUUUAUUGAAAAUUCCGACAAGAUUUAUGGCGUUUCCUUUCGUAAUAAGGUGGAAUUUUGA